AUGCCGGCUCCUGGUCCUCCUGCUCAUAGCCCAGCUUUCCGACAACAGUUGGUCAUCCCUACGCGAAGAGAGCAUGUGGACCACCCACACGUAGCGACAAGCGUGCAGUAUGGUCGUAGGACUGCGCCGAGGAACAGCGUGCGCAGCCAGCGAUAUGCUCCAUAUCCGCCUGCGUCUCCAAACUAUCAGGCUGCCCGUCCCGGAGCAGGAUAUGCGCCGCCUGCCGUUACGGCACCAGUCUCGCGUCUGAACUUCGUGGAGCCGCAGCAGCGAUACCAGCAAUACCAGCAUCCCCCGCAACAACAAUAUGGUAAUGUCUUCCCUGACGCGGAUCUGAUGAGGUUUCCGUCAAAUUCGAGUCAGGAUACUUUGGGCCAUGGCACUUCGCAUCCUGUGGGAUAUCAGCCUUCAGGCAAUACCUUCCAGGAGGAAGAUUUGCGAGCUGAGGACUUUGAGCAAGCCGGACUGAACUUGGACGCAGUUCAAAAUGGGGUGCCUGAUGAGAAUGGCGGGGACGCCCAAUACCAGUCCGACUUUUCGGACUUCCAGAAAUUCUUGUUGCAUUCAUCCGGGGAUAUGUCGGAUGGAUCGUACAGCCUUAACCAGAUGGCUUCACGUCCGAUCUUUCAUCGGUAUCCCGCUCCUGCUCCUGCUCCCGGUUACCAGCAGCCCCUUUCGAAACCUACCUUUACCGACUACAAUGUCGCUGGGGCUUACCAAAGUCCAUAUGGGCCGACCAUGUAUGCGCCACAGCAUACGCAUCUCCAUCCGCAACAGCGACCGGGACCGAUGUACGCACCAGGCCCCGUCAACAAUGUCGUCAUGCAGCAGGCAGGCGCGAUGUACGCGCCAGGCUCCGUCAACAACAACUUCGUACAGCAGCCGGGUACGAUGUAUGCGCCGGGCUACGUCAACAACUUCGUCGUGCAGCAGCCUCGACCGACGGCACAGCCGCGAAGCGGGGCAACAUACCCUGUCUCCUACGCAACGACUGAGGAAUGGGUUGAGGCGCAACGAAGGCAAGAGAAGAGGGUGAAUGAGGGUGAGGAUAAGGAUGACGGAGGGGAUGUAUGA
Messenger RNA from Alternaria ethzedia, 1074 nucleotides. RefSeq lists its product as uncharacterized. The record is from RefSeq and is a predicted model, not a curated record. Bases 1 to 1074 code for a protein of 357 amino acids. NCBI's taxonomy places the organism in Eukaryota, Fungi, Ascomycota, Dothideomycetes, Pleosporales, Pleosporaceae. The transcript has a single exon.